Messenger RNA from Amoebophrya sp. A120, 2189 nucleotides. The record is from the annotation of a GenBank genome assembly. NCBI's taxonomy places the organism in Eukaryota, Dinophyceae, Syndiniales, Amoebophryaceae.
AGUUUGUGUUUUCACCCCUAAAGAUCCAUAUCCUUGGCGGCAAAACAGGAGUGUGAUGGAACGAAAACAUAUACGACAGCGCUAGAAAUUUCAACUUUUCGCUUAAUUAAGACCAGGCAAGGCCACUUAAUAGUUUUAUCCACCCUGACAUCAAAAUGGGCAAAAAGAAAGGGAAGAACAAGCAGAAGAAGCAGCAGGGCGGGAACCAAAAUGGGAGUAAUUCCAUGCAGAUUUGCGGUGGUUCUCAAAACCAGCUUCCCUCGGCAGUGAAGAAAAACUUGAAUGCGCAGAAAAAGGAGCAGAAGAAGAAGAACAAAAAGGACCUGAAGAAGCAAGCGAAAAACAACCAAUGCGGUGGUAACAAGAACAAAAACAAGUCCAACGUUCCCGGGUUCGCGCUCAAGACCAGCGGGGAGCGGGCGGUCUUCGUCGCGCCGGACGACCGCGGCAUCGAGCGGCACUGGGCGGUGAACGCGGGGAACGACGCCCACGAUGCGGACAUUUCGGAAAUUCUCUGCGACGGCACCAAUGUCGUGUACACACUGUCCCGCGACAAGAAAAUCAUACAUUGGCUCCUCGAGGAGAAAGAGCCGACUUUGAUCGCGGACCACUUGAACCUGUUCGGCGCCCCGCCCGCGAGCGACAACACCGCGACCAACAGCUUAUUCGGCGGGUUCAACCCGACAAGCACGAGCUCCUCGAGCAGCGCUAGCAGCAGUAACGUGAAGAAGUUUCAUCUGAAGAAGCAGAACGCCAUCGAGAUGCCCUACCCGGUGUGGUCCGCUUUGUUCUCGGUCGGAUGUCUGUUCGUCGGCCUAGGUAACGGAACCGUGAAGGUGUUCUCGAAAAACAGCGGGGACCAGUUCGAGUUCGAGGCCCACACGAAGCGAGUCUCUUGCAUUCGGCGACACGAGCAAACUGGAAUUGUGAUCACCACGGACCAUGGAGGUACAACCUUGAUUGGUUUGCAUAGAAGGAGAACUUUUUUCAUUGGAAUUUCGAUUUGACAACAUAGUACUUAGGUUAUGGGUGCUAUUCAUGAAGGAAGUACUAUCGACUCAAUGACAGCAACGCACAUCAUUCAGGUGCUCUGAAAUGCUGGAAGCUCCAGCCGCAGCCGGACGGGAAAGUGCAGGCCGACUGCGUGUUCGAGACGGAGUUGAACGCGGAGGUGAAGACCUUCCACAUCCUCCAGGGCUGCUGGCUCUACAUCGCGACGGCGAAGGGCCUUUUUCGCCUUCCGCUCGCACAGUUGGAGACGGCGAAGCCGGAAAAGUUGAACUCCGAAGGGUUGAACACGCUGUCCCCGUGGAAUAACGAGCAGUACGUCAUCUGCACCACCCGAGCAGGCGAGGUCCAAAUCUUCGAAGUGGCCACGGGCGCGAAAAAGCACACGGUGGAGGCUGUUGGAAACAUGAAGAACAUUUUGACUUUGGACGAGGUCGCGGGCGAACGAGUGGUAGAGAGAUGGUUUUUUUUCACCUCCCUUCUAACUAUUCGUUCCAAAGUUUUCUUUCGCUUGCAUGUUCAUGAGGAUUUCGAUUUCGUCGCGACAAGCAUCAAAGAAAUGUAUGCAAUUAUACAAAAUUCCAUCAGGUUUGCGGCCACCAAGACGGGAAACUGAGCAGUUUUGCUGUGCCAAACUGGCAACGGCAAUCGGGUUGGCGGAUCAUUGAUAAGCUUCAACAGUCGCCGGUCGCUAAUGUAACGUGCGUGCGAAAAAUUCCCUCCGCACCAGGGGUUUUCGUGGUCGGGUUGCAAACUGGAGCACUGCAGGUCUGGAAGUAUGCAUCGGCAGCGACAAAUAACGCUGCCGCCGUUCAGCAGGCAGGAAUGGGAGCGGUUGUACAACAGCAACAAGUGCAAAUUCCAGCGCAACCGGUAGUGGUUGGAGCGGUGCAGCCUGUAGCACCACAGCAAGUUGCACCACAGGCGCCCGUUCCAGCAAUUCCGAAUGUAGGUCUCGUGCCGACCCAGCAGCAGCAGCAGUUACUGCAACAGCAGCUGCAACAGGCGGCACAAGUGCCCCUUCCAGACGAUGACGAUGAUGAUUUAUGAUGAACUGGGAUUGCUUUUGAAAUAUGGUCCGCGAUUCAAGAUGUGGUGCCGAGAAUAUUCAACGACGAGUGGUGUACAUAAAUUGUCGAAUGUGCGCAGUCCGUCAGUGACUGCAAGUUGGAGAUCGAGAU